AACCCCCUCUAAGCCUCUCUUUCUCCUCCCCCACUCGCUUCAUUCUUCGCCCUCUCAUAAGCUUUUUGCCCCUAUUUCAAUCGCUUCUUCUCGUUCUCUGUUGAUCCAUUCUUCUUUCUCUGCCAAACCCAGUUGGAUUUUUAAUCGAAAUGGAAUACGAGAACCGGUUCAGGCAGGCUCAGAGACCAAAAUAUGAUUGUCUUCUCUUUGAUUUGGAUGACACUCUGUAUCCCUUGAGUACUGGCAUUGCAGCUUCAUGCCUACAGAAUAUCAAAGAUUACAUGGUUGAAAAACUGGGAAUAGAGCAGAGCAAAAUCCCUGACUACUGCAAUUUACUGUACAAGAACUAUGGAACAACCAUGGCAGGUCUUAGGGCAAUUGGCUAUAACUUUGAUUAUGAUGAGUACCACAGUUUUGUUCAUGGAAGACUUCCUUAUGACAACCUAAAACCUGAUCCUGUUCUUAGAAGUCUUCUCUUGAGCCUGCCUUAUAGGAGAGUUAUCUUUACAAAUGCUGACAAGGACCAUGCAGUUAAAGUUCUUAAAAAGCUUGGAUUGGAAGACUGUUUUGAAGGGAUUAUCUGCUUUGAAACCCUGAAUCCAACCAACAAAAACUUUGUAUCUGUUGAUGAAGAUGAGCUUGAGUUUAUGGGAUCCAAUCCAGCUCCAUCUGGCUCUGAAAUCUUUGACAUCAUUGGCCAUUUUCUUCAACCCAAUCCUGGGGUGGAAUUACCAAAAACUCCCAUCAUCUGCAAACCAUCAGAAGCUGCCAUUGAAAGGGCUCUCAAGAUUGCAGGCCUCAACCCUCAGAGAACUCUGUUCUUUGAAGACAGUGUUCGAAACAUACAAGCGGGCAAGCGUGUUGGGCUCGAUACCGUCUUGAUUGGCACUUCACACAGAAUUAAAGGAGCAGAUUAUGCAUUGGAAAGCAUCCACAACCUUAGGGAAGGAAUUCCAGAGCUUUGGAAUGUUGAAAUCAAAUCAGAAAUGGGUUAUGCUGGCAAGGUUACAGUUGAAACAUCAGUGACAGCUUAAAACUAUGACAGCCUUGUUUAUGUUCUUCCACCCUUCCCCCAAAAAAGAAGAAUGAAAUAAAAAGGAAAAAAGAAAAAGAAAAAAAAAACAAGAAGAGUUCUGUUUUGGGGAAAUCUUCCACUCCCAGUUUCACUGAACAGAUGUUGUAAAUAAGCAUUUUGAUUAUGAGGGUAAAAAAGUUCAUAAGUGUAAUCUCUGUCUUUCUACAAUAAUCACUGAAUUAACAAAAUCAUUGAAGACCACUAGAAAAUGAUAAGAAUAAA
Momordica charantia (bitter melon) is the source of this 1297-nucleotide messenger RNA. RefSeq names its product suppressor of disruption of TFIIS. The record is from RefSeq and is a predicted model, not a curated record. Lineage: Eukaryota; Viridiplantae; Streptophyta; Magnoliopsida; Cucurbitales; Cucurbitaceae.